AUGACCACCAGGAAAAUUGCCCCAAAAUCCUUGUUAAAUGAAUUAAAAGAAAAAUGGCAACAAUUACAAACGGUUCCCAAUAUCUUUGCCUAUCGUCUAAAUGUGACGGAGAGUAAAAUUCUCCCAGGAGAAUAUGGUUUUUAUUCUGAGUUUAAUCCCGAACGAACGGCCUUGCGUAGAGCACCACAAACAAUUAUAUCCUUGGAUCCGGUAUUUAACGAAGAGAAAUUCAAUUUUAAGAAAAUUAAACCCGAAGAAUGUCUAAUGAAGGUGGAGUAUGAGGGCAGUAAGAUUUCCAUGAUUAUUAACAAUAGCCCCUUGACACUAUAUCACACACUUAUUUGCCCCGAUGUUCAUAUGGGUUUACCGCAACGUAUUUGUGAGAGAGCUCUACGAUUUUGUGUUGCCUUCCUUGAGGAUCUUAUGGAAAACGAUGAAAGGAAUUUUCGUAUUGGUUACAAUAGUCCCGGAGCAUUGGCAUCGGUCAAUCAUUUGCACUUGCAUUUAAUGUACAUUGAAAAGGACUUGUAUAUUGAUCGGGUGAACCUAGAACUUCUCAGCCAACCAGAUGUAUUCCGUCUUGCACCCAAUAUGCCCACAGAGGCAAUAUGUUUUCAAAUAAAACCCAGCGAUUCCGAUUCAGCAAAACUUAAAACAGUACAAAAAUUAAAUAAAUUCCUACAAUGGUUGUGUACAAAUAAUAUGCCACAUAAUUUAUUUUUAACACCGGAAAGAAAUCCUCAGCACAAGGAAAAACCCUUAAAAAUAUUUGUUUUUGUACGACAAGAAUAUUGUAUUGUUAAAAAUCUCAAUACCUAUAAUAUAGGAUUUUGUGAGCUGGCUGGAUAUGUACCAGUGGGCGCAAAACAAUUCUAUGAACAAUUGAACGAAAAGGAAAUAAUCCAAAAAAUUAAUCAAGAAACAGGCAGUGUUUUUAGUAAAAUAUAUAAUUAUUUUAUAAAUGUCAAUUAG
Molecule: messenger RNA, 972 nt
Organism: Musca vetustissima
Lineage: Eukaryota; Metazoa; Arthropoda; Insecta; Diptera; Muscidae
Product: GDP-D-glucose phosphorylase 1
Exons: 4
Coding region: 1-972 (323 amino acids)
Biological process (GO): glucose metabolic process
Cellular component (GO): cytoplasm
Molecular function (GO): GDP-D-glucose phosphorylase activity
Source: RefSeq, a predicted model, not a curated record